CCUCCUCCUCCUCCUCUGAUUCCACUUCCUUUGCCUACGACAAUUGCCUACAAUAUGGAGCCAUACACACCUCACGGCAGGUCGGGUGUACGCAAAAAGAACCUGACUCUGUCAACCAAGGAAUAUAACAAGGUGACAGGAACGAUCGCGUCCGUCAGAAGAACCCGCCAAUAUCUCGAGGAUGGCGCUGUUGAACCAUCGAACGACUUUGUGCCGUCACUGCGCGGGAGUCUUGGUCGGGAUACCGAACCGUCCUUCAUUGCCGAGACAUCGUUCGUCCGCGCACCACUAAAUUCACGCGUCGUCUCCGGCUCUUCUGGUCCGCGCGAUAGACACAAAGGAAAGGGCAGAGCCAAGGACAGUCUGGACGGCGUUCCUGUGGAAACCCAGGAGGCUCUCAUUCUCGAAGAUAUCUUAUUUGUGUUGAUGGGCAUCGAGGGCACUCAUAUAGUCUAUCAUCCGGACUACUCGGCGGAGGAUGAUGACCCUUUACAAGGCGUGCGAUAUGUGGUGUCGCCUUCGCUCGAUGCUUCUCUACGAGACCUCGUGGAGCGCAUCUUGCCGCUGGCAACGUAUUACACUGCCAUCACCGCGUUUAUUGAACAGAGAAGUCAUCUGGACUUCGGUCUUGUGAAUCACGCCUUGUGCGCUGCCAUGCGCGAUAUGCUGAAGGACUACCAAGUGCUGCUAUCCCAACUCGAGCACGCCUUCGCCACAUCUCCUCAGUUCACGCUGCAAAAGCUCUGGUUCUACGUCCACCCUACCUUGCAUACGCUAUCUUUGCUUUAUCUUUUGAUAACCGAGCUUGCCACGGCCGACGACCCGUCGGCGACGUUGAGCGACUCCGAGUCUGCUAGCUCUGACGCUGAGGAAGAUGCGCGCAACGAAGCUCUCGGACUGGGAGGUGCGAACCUGAAGGCGGUGCUCUCGGAGAUCAACAAGGGCUCGAGGCUGGGCAUGGACGGCGGCGCGAGUGGGAUACCAGUGAAGGGUGGCGAGGUGCUCGCGAUUCUGCACGAGCGAAUGCAGAAUAUGUCCGGCGAUCCCGCCGCCCGUGCGUUGUACGGGGUGCUGAUGCGCGCGGCAGGCAAGCCAUACGUCGAGAUGGUGCAGUUGUGGAUUCGGACCGGCCGGCUGGUCGAUCCAUACGAAGAGCUGUGCAUCAAGGAAAGCAAAUUCAUCGAUCGCGGGACACUCGAUGUGGACUACACGGACGAAUACUGGGAGCGACGAUAUACUCUGCGAGAUGGAACGGUGCCCGGUGGUUCGUCCAAACGCCAUCAGACUGGCGUACCUCCGCCCAGGACUGUGGGUGGUCACCUGCCUGGAGGUGCCUGCGUGCCGCCGAUGCUUGAACGCUGGAAAUCCAAGAUGUUGCUUGCUGGGAAGUAUCUGAAUGUCAUUCAAGAAUGCGGAAUCGAGAUACGUCGUGCUGCAGCGGAUGAAGGGGAAGAGGAUCUGUCUCUUCAGGAUGAUAAAUUUUUCAAGUCCAUCGACGAUGCUUACGCACACGCAAACAAGACUCUCCUUGAGCUUUUACUGCGGGAUCAGCAACUCAUACCACGCUUGCGGUCGUUGAAGCGUUUCUUCUUCCUCUCACAGUCCUCAUUCCUCACCCACCUCCUUGAUCUCUCGCACUCCGAACUCCGCAAGUCGGCCAAGUCGGCGUCUCUGGUGAAGCUGCAGAGCCUACUCGACCUUGCGCUGAAUACGGACAUCCAGGGCGAGGACGCUAUGUUCCGAGAGGACCUGCGCGUCACGAUGGCAAGCAGCGGCCUGUACGAGUGGCUGCUGAAGGUCGUGAGUGUGAGCGGUGUGCUGGGAGGCGAAGAGGGCGAAACCGCAGAUGGACACGUGCACGAGGAGACCAAGAAGGAACGAGAGAAAGAAAAGGAUGACAAGAAGCAGAUUCUCGCCAUCGACGCGUUGACACUUGACUACACCGUCAAAUUUCCGCUUUCACUCGUGAUAUCGCGCAAGACAAUUUUGCGCUAUCAGUUGAUCUUCCGCUUCCUCCUGCAUCUUAAGCACGUCGAGCAAUCCUUGUCGUCUAUGUGGAUUGAACACAAGACAACUCCUUGGCGAGCACCCACCCAUCCUCCCGGUGCCGCUGCACCGUCGCCAGCCGAUUGGCAGACUGACUUUCAGAACUGGCGCAAGCGUGUCUUCCUGCUGCGUGCGAGGAUGCUCGCAUUUGUGCAGCAGAUCCUUGCGUUCGCCACGUUUGAAGUAUUGGAACCAAAUUGGCGCAAGCUUGAGGGCAAACUGGAAGCCGGAAAGGUCGAGACGGUCGAUCAACUUCUGCGGGACCACGUGGACUUCCUCGAUACGUGCCUGAAGGAGUGUAUGCUCACUAGUUCGAAGCUGCUCAAGGCAUACUCGAAGUUGAUAGUUACAUGCUCGACCUUCGCCCUCUACACCUCUUCGUUCACGAAGUCAGCUAGUCAAGCUUUGGCUCUCGCGGCCGCCGAUGCCGCGGACGGAGACAAGGCCAUGGCGAAGAGGUGGGACUUUCUGAGUAAGUUUGAGACAAAUUUCAAUCACUGGUUCAAGGUUCAUCUUGACUGUGUUCAGUUCUACGCGUCUAGCGAGAACGUUUCACUGCUGCCUCUUGUUGUCCGCCUCAACACUAUCAAGUCAACAUCGUAGCACGUAGGUUAGAUACAAGGACUCCGCUACUUUUGUCCACCUUCUGGAGGCUCGACUUCGACUCGACGACCGUCUUCAAAUUGCAACGUAGCCGCAUGCCACAACAUGAGGCUGCAUAUGGGCACAGUAUAUGCCGGAGAUGACCGGUCACUGCUUACGGUCGCGAUAAGUCCAACGCUUGUUUGCCAAGCUCUCAUUGGCUUGGUCUUGGAAGACCUAUUGACCAAGAUGCACUCAACGCUGGCUCUAGAUCUGUCGCCCGACUCGAGACGUGGCGACGCGUGCAGGUUUGCCACCACAUGCGUAUCGACAUCGGAUAUGUAUGUUACGUCGAUGCUUCAGGCUAUUCGUACAGUUAUUUUUCGAUGUAUAUGGG
This is a messenger RNA of Rhodofomes roseus, 3025 nucleotides long. Its product is annotated as Spc98 family-domain-containing protein. Bases 55 to 2649 code for a protein of 864 amino acids. The record is from RefSeq and is a predicted model, not a curated record. NCBI's taxonomy places the organism in Eukaryota, Fungi, Basidiomycota, Agaricomycetes, Polyporales, Fomitopsidaceae. The transcript is spliced from 11 exons. Gene Ontology annotation, molecular function: microtubule minus-end binding; gamma-tubulin binding. Gene Ontology annotation, cellular component: spindle pole; centrosome; equatorial microtubule organizing center. Gene Ontology annotation, biological process: microtubule nucleation; meiotic cell cycle; mitotic cell cycle.